Nerophis lumbriciformis (worm pipefish) is the source of this 1092-nucleotide messenger RNA. NCBI's taxonomy places the organism in Eukaryota, Metazoa, Chordata, Actinopteri, Syngnathiformes, Syngnathidae. The record is from RefSeq and is a predicted model, not a curated record.
CUUCCAUGGACCAUCUGUCUGCCUCGGCUCAACAAAGAAGGAGGACGCAGGAUGGUGUUGGUCCAUGUUGGAUAUCUGGUUCUUCCCGUCUUCGGUUCGGUUAGAAAUAGAGGAGCACACUUCACCAGGCACCAACACAGCCAUGCUACCUCCUGCCGACACUUUCACCUGGGCGCCCCACAGGCGCCCAUCUCAACCGAGUUCCCUUUAGGACAUGCCAGCCAGCCCGCUCAGACGGGCCUGGCCACCCACAUCCCCCCCGCACACCAUCCGCCCCUCGCUGCCCUGCCUGCCGCCCCGCAGUUCCAGGAUGUGUCGGGUCCUCCGUUCCUACCUCAGGCCUUACACCAGCAAUACCUCAUCCAGCAGCAGCUUCUAGAGGCGCAGCACCGCAGGAUUGUUCCACACUCCAGAAGGGCCCAAGAAAGAGUUCCUAUCAAUCCCCACCGACUGCGCUCCACCUACGAGUACUCCCCACCCCUCCAUGCCCCGCAGCCAGUGACACAGCAGCCAAGGUACCUGGCCGAAGGCACCGACUGGGAUCUCAGCGUCGAUGCUGGCCUCCCUCAUCACCAAUACCACCUCCAGCAGCUGCCCCAGCACUACCAGCACUACCUGGCUUCCCCCCGAAUGCACCACUUUCCCAGGAACACAUCCUCUGCACAGGUGGUUGUGCAUGAAAUCAGAAACUACCCGUAUCCCCAGCUGCACCUGUUGGCACUCCAAAGUUUGAACCCUUCCAGACAUGCCACUGCGGUGCGGGAAAGCUAUGAGGAGCUCCUUCAGUUGGAGGACCGGUUAGGCAGUGUGAGCAGAGGUGCAGUGCAGACCACCAUCGAACGAUUCACUUUUCCGCACAAAUACAAAAAGAGGAAGCCCUUGCAGCUGAAGCUCGGGGAGGAAGAAGAGGAGACAGACGUUGAUGAGAAGUGCACUAUCUGCUUGUCCAUGCUGGAGGACGGCGAGGACGUCAGGAGGUUACCCUGCAUGCACCUCUUCCACCAAGGCUGCGUGGACCAAUGGCUGGCGACCAGCAGGAAGUGUCCAAUCUGUCGCGUUGACAUCGAGACGCAGCUGAACCCCGACAGCUGA